This is a messenger RNA of Eriocheir sinensis (Chinese mitten crab), 1648 nucleotides long. RefSeq names its product transmembrane protein 129-like. The transcript is spliced from 7 exons. The record is from RefSeq and is a predicted model, not a curated record. Gene Ontology annotation, molecular function: ubiquitin protein ligase activity. The coding region runs from base 255 to 1367 and encodes 370 amino acids. Gene Ontology annotation, cellular component: endoplasmic reticulum; membrane. Gene Ontology annotation, biological process: protein ubiquitination. Lineage: Eukaryota; Metazoa; Arthropoda; Malacostraca; Decapoda; Varunidae.
CCCGAGACCCAGACCGAGACCGGAAACAGGAAAGAUUGUAAACAAGAGCGGAAAAAUCCUCGAAGAAUCCAUUAAAAUUACCGACGAAGAGGAGAAGAAGGCAAUUAAAGGAUAAGGAGGAAGGGGAGAGACCUGGAGGAAGUUAUUUAAGGCGUCAGAGGGAAAAAGAAGAAGGGAGAAGAGGAGGGAGAGGGGAAGAUAUGAGCUGUGGGGCCUGACACCAUCACCUCCACCCACAGGCUAAGGAAGGCACAAUGUCCGGGGUCCUGUUCGUGUCGGUGGUCUACUGGAUGUUCGCUCUCAUGCUGGUGUUCCCCCCGAGCGAGGUGGCAUCAGCGGGGCUCACCAUCGAGGCGCUGCUUGGCGGGUGGCUGGGCAGUGAGAGUCUGACCUUCGUACAGUACCACAUGCGUAGGACGGCUGCCACCUGUCUCGCUCACACCCUGCUGCUGCCUGGUUACGUGGCGACCCUAAUGAAAGCCGAGCCCUGGGUGUUGCUUUUCCUGGACACACGCAUCCACUCCCAAGCCUCCGUCCUCCUCGUCCUGGUCUCCCUUCUCCCGGCGGCUGCUGUGGCAUGGGUGGUGUCGGGCUGGUGGCAGGGCGGCUGGCAGGGGCAUCCGCUAGCCGCCAGCCUUGCCGUAUAUGCAUCUAGCAACUCUCCUGAGGCCUGGAAGUCUGUGGCAGCGGAUAUUAAUACGGAAUUUAGAAGGGUUGACAAGUUUACCAGCGGUGCGUCGAGCGUCUAUCGCGUAGUGGCCACGGACAGCUGGCUUCUCAAGGUCACGAAUUACAAGGUUGAGCUCACUAGCCUUAGGGACGCGGUGCUGUCGCUGGAGGCUAGUCAGACCACCGCUGGGCCCGCCGCCACCACCGAGGCCAACCCCGCCCCCGCCCAGCUGCUGACGAUCAAGGUUGUGUCGGUCAGGGAAGGGGUGCCGGCUUUCUCUCUAAGGCUGAGCUCGGUGGAGUUUGGUGAGCUGGAGCGUAAGGUGGUCAACCCAGUGGUCAACGCACGCCACAUCGUCAUCCAACAAAGCCUCUCGGACUUCUUCCUCGAGACCUUCACUGAGACCAUCCGCCUCAACCCCACGGUCUCCCCCCCUACACAGGAACGGUCGAUGUGCUUUGGGUGCCAGCAGACCGAGGCCAAUGUGACCCUCCAGCGCCGGUGCAGCGGUGCCGGCGGGGGUGAUGGUCAGUGCCAGGAGUGUCACUGCCGUCCCAUGUGGUGUGUGUCAUGCCUUAGUAAAUGGUUCGCCUCCCGUCAGGACCAGAGCCGCCCGGAGUCUUGGCUGUCCUCCCGAGCACCCUGUCCAACCUGCCGAUCGACCUUCUGCCUCCUCGACGUAUCCAUCAUAGCAUAGCAGAGGGCAGAGGCUCACCCAUUGUAGCGUAGCAGGUGUGUGUGUGUGGGGGGGGGGGGGGGGGGGGGGGGGUGGGUCUAUGUGUAAGAGAGAGAUAGGAGUAUGAAAAAAUUAUUUAAUCAACAACUUAACCUAUAAAAACACAAAACAAAUGGCCUUUUUAACAUACUACAUAUACACAAUGUGAUGCAGUUAUCAGCCUCAAGCCUCAAUUUAUUAGGACAAUUAAUACCUUGAACCUUGUACCACAAAGAUAUUUGAAUACAUAUUUUUCUACACCA